GUCACUUGUGUGUUAGCAACAGUUUGUUCAGUUGUUCUGUUUGUUAUAAUACGUUCGAGUACGUUUAUAGGUUAUAAACUUAAGGUUUAUUUAUAAAUAUAAAUAGUUAAGAUGCCGAAGGUUAGGUCGACGAAACGCAAGCAGUCUGAAUCGGACUCGGAUUCAGGCCCCGACGAUAGGAAUCCGGUGAAGAAAUCAAAGGAGCCUGAGAAGAGCACAGGUGGUGGUGGCAGCAAAGCAUCGAGCGGCGGUGGUGGUGGUGAUGAUGAGAUGAGCUGGGAGUUGGGCAACAAUCGUAUGCUGAAGCUGACAGAAUUCAAGGGUAAAUGGUACGUGAACAUCAGGGAAUUCUACUUGUCCGAUGGUGAUCUGAAGCCGGGCAAGAAGGGAAUCAUGCUGUCGAUGCCACAAUGGCAAAAGUUCAAAUCGGCGCUGCCUGACCUCGAGGAGGCCAUCAAGAAAAACGUUUAACUCAUCGUAUGUACUUCUGCUGUUGCUGCAGCAACAUUUAUUUAUGUAAUUGUAAUACUAUGUAAGACUCUCUUUGAAUAAACUCUGUUUCAAAGUU
Messenger RNA from Nicrophorus vespilloides, 568 nucleotides. RefSeq names its product RNA polymerase II transcriptional coactivator (gene Ssb-c31a). Lineage: Eukaryota; Metazoa; Arthropoda; Insecta; Coleoptera; Silphidae. Gene Ontology annotation, biological process: positive regulation of transcription initiation by RNA polymerase II. Bases 112 to 471 code for a protein of 119 amino acids. The record is from RefSeq and is a predicted model, not a curated record. The transcript has 2 exons. Gene Ontology annotation, cellular component: transcription regulator complex; nucleus. Gene Ontology annotation, molecular function: DNA binding; transcription coactivator activity.